CAUUUGUAACGAAUGAACCUUGCUUAUUGCUGCCUCUGAGUAUAGUUCGGAUUUUACAUGUUUUAUCUUCCUUUAAUACUUUUUUAUCUUGGACAAGUGGGAAAUGCUUUUGUGCGUUUGAACGAUGUUUUUGUGCAGUAAAAAUAUUUAUGACAUGAUAAAUUAAAACUGUAUCUCUGUGUAUUCUGAUAUAUCGCAUUUAAUUUCAUAAAGAAAAAGUAACCUCUAACUCAUAAAGUACCUCGUCAAAACAAUUUAAAAGAACUGUCAAGAAUGGCAGAUGUGCGUGAUAUCCUAGACAUUGAAGUUCCAACGACUACGGAACUUACAAAAGAAUCGAUAUUAGGUAGUGACAAGAAAAAUCGUAAGAAAUAUGACUACAACAAAGUGCCAAAACGUCCGGAGGGUAUGCACCGUGAGGUAUUCGCGCUACUUUGCAAGGACAAUAACGAUGUUCCGCCGAUGUUUCCGACGGACACUGGGAAAGGAUACAAGCAGGCCCGCGCCAAACUUGGUAUGAAGAAAGUGCGACCAUGGAAGUGGACACCGUUUACUAAUCCCGCACGCACAGACGGUGCUAUAUUUCAUCACUGGCGACGUGUUGCUGACGCUGGAAAGGAAUAUCCCUUUGCAAAGUUCAAUAAAAAAGUACCCAUACCAACAUAUACUAAUGCAGAAUAUGUACAGCAUUUAGUAACCAAUGGUUGGACACGAGCAGAGACGGACCAUUUGUUUGACUUGUGUAAGAGAUUUGAUCUGAGGUUUAUUAUCAUUAAGGAUAGGUGGGACCGUAACAAAUUUCCAGCAAGAUCUGUAGAAGACUUAAAAGAGAGAUAUUACCAAGUAUGUGCUGCAUUAACAAAAGCAAAAUCUCAUACCGACAAAGUAUAUAUGUUUGAUGCGGAGCAUGAGAAACGUAGGAAGGAACAACUCAAAAAGUUAUUUGAACGUACUCCUGAGCAAGUAGAAGAGGAGCAGACAUUACUAGCUGAACUGCGUAAGAUUGAACAAAGGAAAAAAGAAAGAGACAGAAAAACACAAGACUUGCAAAAAUUAAUCACAGCUGCCGAUCACCAAGCAGAUCCCAGGAAGAGUGAGAGGAAAUCUUCCAAAAAGAAUAGCAAUUCUAGGAAUAGGCCAAAUAAGACUGAUACUUCUCAUGCAGUAGAAUCAACUGGGAUUAAAUUCCCUGACUUUAAAAACAGUGGAGUUACUCUUCGUUCUCAGAGAAUCAAAUUGCCAAGCAGUCUUGGCCAAAAGAAAAUGAAAGGCAUUGAACAAAUGCUGAACGAAUUGCGAUUAGAAUUAAAUCCACCACCAACGGAGCAAAUAUGUCAGCAGUUUAACGAACUACGUAGUGACAUAGUUUUGCAUUAUGAGUUGAGAAGCGCAUUGUCAACGUGCGAUUAUGAAUUACAAUCUUUGAGGCAUCAGUAUGAAGCCCUAGCACCGGGAAAGACUUUAACCAUACCACCGGCACUUCUACCGAAAACGGAGCCAGAAGUCAAAGCAGACAUCAUCGAUGUAGUAGGAUCACCCAGUAUGCCCAGUAUUACUCAUUAAUUAAGAAAAGAAAAAGAACAUGAAAAGAUAACAGGUGAUCGAAUCUAUAUAUCUUGUAAAUAUUGUUUCUUUAGCGCGCCAACGAUUUUCUCGUAUGAAAAGCCAAUAAGCAUACAUUUCGUCAUUAUACUGUAUUAUAUUAUAAUUCUUACUUUGUGUAUUAUAAAGAAAUAAACAGCUUGAUGAAAUGUACAUUUACGAGUCGAAGUUGUUGUCGACGAUUGACGCGGCGAGGUGAUGAAAUGACAAUAAAAGAGAACACGUGGCAUUUACUUAUAUAUCUGUGUAUUUUAUAUUGUCGACAAAAAGUAACAAUGUACGGUCAAACCGUAUAAUUUAUCUACAACAAUCUACAAUAGAUUACAAUAUGU
Molecule: messenger RNA, 1934 nt
Organism: Harpegnathos saltator (Jerdon's jumping ant)
Lineage: Eukaryota; Metazoa; Arthropoda; Insecta; Hymenoptera; Formicidae
Gene: DMAP1
Product: DNA methyltransferase 1 associated protein 1
Exons: 5
Coding region: 274-1563 (429 amino acids)
Biological process (GO): chromatin remodeling; negative regulation of transcription by RNA polymerase II; DNA repair
Cellular component (GO): nucleus; Swr1 complex; NuA4 histone acetyltransferase complex
Molecular function (GO): transcription corepressor activity
Source: RefSeq, a predicted model, not a curated record